Engraulis encrasicolus (European anchovy) is the source of this 2573-nucleotide messenger RNA. RefSeq names its product transforming growth factor, beta receptor 1 a (gene tgfbr1a). The transcript is spliced from 9 exons. Lineage: Eukaryota; Metazoa; Chordata; Actinopteri; Clupeiformes; Engraulidae. Gene Ontology annotation, molecular function: ATP binding; activin binding; transforming growth factor beta receptor activity, type I. The record is from RefSeq and is a predicted model, not a curated record. Gene Ontology annotation, cellular component: activin receptor complex; plasma membrane. Gene Ontology annotation, biological process: cellular response to growth factor stimulus; activin receptor signaling pathway; heart development. Bases 46 to 1545 code for a protein of 499 amino acids.
UGUGAAACAGCGUUCUGGCCAGUUUGAGUGUUAUUGCGAGUCACAAUGGAUGCCAUACCUUGUUGUUUAGUGUUACUCGGGCUAUUUUUUGCCACGAGAAUACAAGAAUCUCAUGGCCUACAGUGUUAUUGCCAGCGAUGUGUGAACAGCACGUGCCACACGGACGGCCUGUGCUUCGCCUCCGUCAGCCGUAGUAGCGGGCGCCUCGUGGCCACUGGCAGCCAGUGCCUGCGGGACUCGGAGCUCAUCCCGAGGGACAGGCCCUUCCUGUGUGCCCCGUCCACCAAGGAGGGCAGCAACAACGCCUUCCCUUACUGUUGCGGCGAAGACAUGUGCAAUAAAGAUCCCCAGCGCUUUGUGGAUAUCCCAGAGGCCACACCCCAUAGGCCAGCGCUGGGCCCCGUGGCCCUGGCGGCGGUGAUUGCGGGGCCGGUGUGCGUGCUGUGCUUUGUGCUGGUGCUGGUCUUCUACAUCUGCCACAGCCGCUCCGUCAUCCACCACCGCGUGCCCAGCGAGGAGGACCCCACCAUGGAGCACCCCUUCCUGGCCGACGGCACCACGCUCAAGGACCUCAUCUACGACAUGACCACCUCAGGCUCCGGCUCAGGACUGCCACUGCUGGUGCAGAGGACUAUCGCAAGAACCAUCAUCCUUCAGGAGAGUAUAGGGAAGGGCCGCUUCGGCGAGGUGUGGCGGGGCAGGUGGCGCGGUGAGGAGGUGGCCGUCAAGAUCUUCUCGUCGCGCGAGGAGCGCUCCUGGUUCCGCGAGGCCGAGAUCUACCAGACCGUCAUGCUGCGCCACGAGAACAUCCUGGGAUUCAUCGCUGCCGACAACAAAGAUAAUGGCACUUGGACCCAGCUGUGGCUAGUGUCGGAUUACCAUGAGCACGGAUCACUUUUCGACUACCUGAACCGAUACACAGUCACAGUGGAGGGCAUGAUCAAGCUGUCCCUCUCCACGGCCAGCGGCCUGGCUCAUCUCCACAUGGAGAUAGUGGGCACACAGGGCAAGCCUGCCAUUGCACACCGUGACCUCAAGUCCAAGAACAUCCUGGUGAAGAAGAAUGGCACGUGCUGCAUCGCCGAUCUGGGCCUGGCCGUUCGUCACGACUCGGCCACGGACACCAUCGACAUCGCACCCAACCACAGAGUGGGCACCAAGAGGUACAUGGCCCCAGAGGUGCUGGACGACACUAUCAACAUGAAACACUUUGAGUCUUUCAAGCGGGCGGACAUCUACGCCAUCGGCCUGGUGUUCUGGGAGAUUGCAAGGAGAUGUUCCAUAGGAGGUAUUCAUGAAGACUACCAGCUGCCCUACUACGACCUGGUGCAGUCGGACCCCUCAGUGGAGGAGAUGAAGAGGGUGGUGUGCGAUCAGAAGCUACGGGCCAACAUCCCCAACCGGUGGCAGAGCUGUGAGGCGCUGCGGGUGAUGGCGAAGAUCAUGAGGGAGUGCUGGUACGCCAACGCGGCCGCUCGCCUCACGGCCCUGCGCAUCAAGAAGUCCCUCUCGCAGCUCAGCCAACAGGAAGGCAUCAAGAUGUGAGGAGCAGGACAGGAGCCUCCAUAUCCAGCACACGACGGACGACAGCAACCCCAACACCACCUCUCCUCCUCCUCUUCCCCCCGGCCCCACAAACCCCAGCCCAGCCCAGCCCAGCCCUUCUGCUACCCAUGGCCCCAGUACCACCUCACCGUCAGUCUCUCUCUUUCUCAUUCUCGUUCCUCUCUCUUCUCCCAUCUCUGUCUCCGAGCAAUAUCUCAGCCUUCUGUGAUGAGAGAGAGAGAGAGAGAGAGAGAGAGAGAGAGAGAGAGAGUGAGUGAAUGAGAGAGAGAGAGAGAGUGAGUGAAUGAGAGAGAAAGGAUGGUUUUGUAUUUAUUUUUUCAUCAGGGUCCAGCGGCCAGCAUGGCUGGCCUUAGCUGAAGAGACGCAGCCGUAAAGGGAGAAGGGGGGGGGGGUCAAGCAGGGGACGCCCCUUCGCACCCUGACGAGGGGGUGUGGUACAUGUAGACACUGCUUUGUGGUCUCUGUAACGGGGACAGGGGAACUGCAGGCCACACACACACACACACACACACACACACACACACACACACACACACACUGGAGGAGCGGGGAGGAGGAGCCUGUGUCCUCAAUUCCCCUCAAAUCCCCCCCCAUCUCCCCUGGCAACCUUGUUCUCUCCCCUGAGCUGACAUCAUUCUCCAACCUGAAUGGCCUUUUCCUCCACCUCAGCAGCAGCGAGAGAGGGGGGUGGUUUUCUUUCAUCCCUACGAGCAGGACGGGGAACGUGCAUCACCUUGCUCUCCAUCCCAUCCUUUGCUUUUCAUCUCUGGAAGCCCGGGGCUAAACCAGCGACGUGCAAAGACGGGACCCAUUCCUCAGGCGAAGGGAGGGGACUCACUGGAGGAUGGAUAUGAAAGGCAAUCUGGUGUCUCUCCUCCUCAGUCACUGCGUCAGGUAGCAGCAGUCCCUGUGCACGGGCACAACCCUCACACUCACACUCACAUACACAGUCACACGAGCACACGCACGCACACACACACACACACAAGCACGCACAAACACACAGA